This is a messenger RNA of Aphidius gifuensis, 563 nucleotides long. RefSeq lists its product as uncharacterized. The record is from RefSeq and is a predicted model, not a curated record. The transcript is spliced from 3 exons. Lineage: Eukaryota; Metazoa; Arthropoda; Insecta; Hymenoptera; Braconidae. The coding region runs from base 55 to 447 and encodes 130 amino acids.
UAUACUUUACAGUCUUAUUGAGAGUUGAGUCUUCAAGUCAAUACAUCAAUCAAUAUGUUGAGCUUAUUACGUCAGCCAUUCAUAAAAUCUGUUAAAAUCGCACAGUUUGCUGUUAAAAAUUUUUCGCAACCGAUUCCAAAAGUACUUCAAAGAUCAUAUGGAUCAUAUGGAAUAUCUCAGAGACAAGCUGAGCCCUACACGAAACAUCACCACGUAACCAUGCAACAAUGCAAUUUCCACCGUACUUUUGUUGCAUGGUUGUUGUUGAUGUUUUUCUUAAUCCACAUUAUACCAGACAAAAAGUCAAACCAAAAGUCAACAGAACAAAAGUCAAUAGAACAAAAGUCAAUUAAUAAAAAUGUUAAUACAAUCUAUAUACAUAAUGGCCGUAUAGAUAUAAACCAAAAGAAGGAUAAAUUGACAGUUGAAAUACAUCUUAAUGUUUGACCUAAACCAAGAUAUAUGUCUUAACUAUUAAUAAUUAAGAUAAAUAUUUAUUAACAGUUAAGAUACGUAUGUAUGAUUUGAAGGUUAGGUUCAUAGUUGAGCUGGAUAUUUAACGU